CUUUAUUGCAAUUGAAUUUGGUGGGCUCACUUGAAGCAAAAAUAAUGGAAUAUAAUCAGUCUUCUGACUGGCUUGAGAUCGAAAUCCGAUAUUUAACCAUCCAGUAGAAUUAUCCUUUGCCGAGAAUAAACUUUUUAUCUUGAACCGAAGUGUUUCUUUAUACGUGUUCACGAUACAAAGUUUCCAUGUUGAAUAUUUGCCAGCUAUUAUAUGAUUGGGAAGACCGCUGUGGCAAGACCCUGAGCAAAGCGGUAUUAAGAAGAAUAACAUUAAACAUUUAUAUGAUACCAUUGAAUGAUCUAAAACACUACGUUUCGCCAUGGUUCUUUUAAGAAUGUAAGAUAAAUUUUAUAUUUUGCAGAAGAUAUUACAAACGGAAGCCAUUCAGCAUAAGAUGUAGAUUGUAGAAACGAUGACGCUUCGUGGCGUUCGUGCAUGUUUAUGAAUACAUUAUCCACACUCGACUUGAAAAGAUAUUUGCAUUUUCCAAUGUUUGCCAUGCCUUUGAAAAAGUGAACAAAAAUUGACAUUCUGACAUUCUUUUCUGCCAAAAUAACGGCAAAAUAAAACAAGAAAUUAUCACGAAAUGUAUCCAAUAAUCCAAUGUAUAUAUAAUUUUGUCUUCUAUUUUUUACAGUAAACACUGUUCGAUUCUGUUCGAUCAGUUCGUGAAAAGUUUCCGAGAGUUUCGACUUCUUCCGACGACGAAUUACGACGAAUUCGAUUUCAAUAAAAUAUUGUAGUCGCAUUCCAACCAUACCGAAGGCUCAGAUGAUUUAGAAAUGUGAAAAUGUCAGCUUCGCAAGACUGUGUUUUGUUUUUUGUAGGUCGUUUGAAUAUUUAAUGACUGUUUGUGCAGUCGAUAUCCAUCAGAAGUCUUAUCCGUAGUUCAUCAUGGAUGACAGUGAUACUGUAGGAAAAUCUGAUGUUGUGUAUUCGAGUGGAGAAGACGGCCCCGCGUCUGUGUUGUCAGAACGUGUAUCUUCCCUCGCCGCAGCAAUAUAUGCCGAAUUUGAACGUAUGAUUCAAAAACAUGGUCAAGAAGUCGUCUCGGGGCUCAUGCCUUUGAUGGUCUCUGUGCUCGAACAGCUUGACUCGGCCUAUAACGACAACAACGAGCAGUAUGUUGAUUUGGAACUACUGAAUGAUGACAAUGAACAGCUACUAACACAAUACGAACGUGAAAAACAAUUACGAAAGAUUGCAGAGAAUGUAAGUUUCACAAGUAAUAUUCCUGUUGUAUUCUUUCACUGUAAAAUGUGAUCAUUGAUAUUUUGUUUAUGUAUGAAAAUACCUCUAUGAAUAGUAGUGUCUAGGAGACUUUGGUUUGCUAAACUCCCUUUGAAAUUUAUUUCAUAUAUAUAUAAACAACCAUGCAGUGAUGAAUGUCAUGUGCUUCUAAAAUGUUGUAUCGUAUGUAUUUUAUAUCGGAUGGGCCUGAGAAGCCCAGAGUUGGAAAGGGUUUUAUACACAACCCUGUUUUAUACACAACGUAGGCGUCUAUAAGACUAAUGAAUCAUUGCUGGAAUAUUUUAGUUUUAUUCAUUUUAUUGCUGCAGCUUAAAUUUACUCUUGUGCAUUUUCUUUACUCCAAGAAUCCCAAUAAAACAUUUUAUGAAAUAUGAUAUCAAGUGAUAUGAGUUGUCUGACGUUCAAAAUAAUUCAUAUGUGCCUUGGAAUUCAACUAUUCACAACAACUGUGCAAAAACUAUCCAGUAACAGACAUUCCAACUCUCCCGGAAGUCUCCCAAAAAUUCAUGCAAUCUCCUGGUCUCCCGAUUUUUAUAAAAUUCUCCCGAUUUUUCAGAAUAUUCAGGAAAUAUCGUAAAAAAAUCGUAAAUAUACUGUUUUUAGCACCAUAAUAGUCUGUCUUGACCUUUUUAUGAAGUUACUUUAUGGCAAUUUAUAGGAUCACUUAUAACAACAUACUCCCAAAAUGCAGGAAAUGCCAUGUCAGAAGACUUAAUUUUUAUUAUUUUUUCUCAGAAGAACUAGAUUUCAAUUCAUUGAACAGUCUCCCUAAAUUUUACGUCCAUAAGUUGGAAUGUCUGCAGUAAUAGUCCAGUCAAUCUGUGACCAGAGGUCAAAGAAAUUGCAAUAGAAUUUUUCUCAGUGGUAAAAUGUGAGGGAAGGUGUCCAGAUUUUAAACAUAUUAAAAAUCCAAAAAAAUCCCUUCGGUGGAACAUGGUGAAAAUCAAGUUUUUCUUACUUCUACCUACCUAUAGAAAACCAUUGUGGACAGAAUGUUCAAAUUUUGAAAUCAUUUUUAGGCAAAUGUAACCUACAUUAUUGGAAAGCUUAAAACAAAGCUAUAUUAAGGUCAAUUAAACCAUUAUAUUCAAUUUACUGGUCAGUUUGUCGCUAUUCUAGCUCAAAGUUGGAAUUUGCACAAAAUACAAAUUUAUGGCAUUUUAAAUCUUGUAUAACUUCGACUGGAUAGGCAAAAGCAAGAUAACCGUUUCAUGAUCUAUAUUUUAGUUUUUUCUAAGCUUUCCAAUGAUGCAUGUUAUAUUUGCAAAAAAUAAUUUCAAAAUUUCAACAUUUUGUCCGCAAUGGUUUUCUAUAGGUAGAAGUAAGAAGAACUUGAUUUUCAUCAUGUUCCACCGAAGGGACUUUUUUUGAUUUUUAAUAUGUUAAUCAGAACAACUUUUCCCACACUUUACCACUGAAAAAAAACUAUUACGAUUACUUUGAUCAGGACCAUGUAAUUAUAGUGAUUUGACUGGACUAUAAAUGAGAGAGGCCAUUUAAGUGGGAUGAAUUUGUCUUGUGUUUAUAUGAGAAAUUUUCAUCCUGCUUGCCUGUAUGAUUUUGUUGCUUUGAUAUUGUUUUUACAGUUCUUACAAAUAGCUCAUUGGGCAUGUCUUUCAACUUUUAUAUGAAGAAUUUUUUAUCCCAGUAAGUGAGCAGCCUAGCUCUCACCUUUUUCACAUGAGACCUCAGAAAUUGGGCCAGCCCAGUUGGAUAAAUGCAAAGUAAUUUCUACCAUACAGUAAAUUAGUAUAAAGUAACUACAUGGCAAGUAGGGGUGCACCGGAUUUCAAAUCCGGCCGGAAUUCCGGCCGGAUUUAAAAAAUUUUCCGGCAUCCGGUAUCCGGCCGGAUUUGGAGAAAAUCCGGCUGGAUUUAAAUUUCUGUUUUCACCUUAAAAAUUCACCAAGAAUGGGAUAAACCAUCAAUUUGGCAGCUUUAGAGUUUAAAAAACACUUAUAUUAUUAUAAAAUAUUAAGUUAUUAACAAAAAACUAUUUAAAAAAGGUUUAAACACAAUCAAAAAUCUAAACUGACACUAACUAAAAAUAGUAAAAAACAUAAAUCGCCAUUUUGAAUACUGAUUUAUCCACAAUUGUCCCCAUUACCGGUUUAUUUUAAAUCCGGCAAAUCCGGCCGGAAUUCCGGCCGGAAUUUUUGUCCAAAUCCGGUAAAUCCGGUUCCGGACGGAUUUGAAAAUUCCAAAUCCGGUGCACCCCUAAUGGCAAGAUCUCACUUAUGAAGCUGUUCCACUAACUGGCUUCCAUAUAAGCAGUGGGGGGCACUGCAAAAUGAGGAAGGGGUGAAUUUUGGUUGCCAGCAGGGAUAGAUCCAGCCAGAUCCGGUGUUCUUUGGUCAUAGGUCACAGCUCAGCAUUCAACCAUUCACCAUGUGGAUAAUCACUACACGCCUGAAAAUGACCAGGAUGUCAACAACUUGUUCUGUAAUCUGCUGUGUUGGUGUAAUGUACUCAGGUGAAUAAGAUGUUUGUGUGAUGUUACUCUGAGUGUAUAUCCACACCGGGCAGGCUUGAAAAAUAUGCCUGGCCACGGCGGGAUUCGAACCUACGACCUUUUGAAUACUAGCCCAAUGCUCUUCCAACUGAGCUACGCGGUCAGGACGGUUCGAGUAUGCGAUAUUUCGAAACUGAGUCUAGUUCCUUCGAUAUCAGUGUAAUCUAAUAAUCAUGAAAUCUGCUGUGUUGGUGUAAUGUACUCAGGUUCGAAUCCCGCCGUGGCCAGGCAUAUUUUUCAAGCCUGCCCGGUGUGGAUAUACACUCAGAGUAACAUCACACAAACAACUUGUUCUGUGUUGUUCAUAACAGGAUGCAGCAAUGUUGUGCUGCACCCUAUCAACAACUGUUGUCAACAAUAUUGUUCACGCUUGUUCGAACAACAUUUGGUUACGGUUGACAAAUUAACAAGGCUUGAACAACAAAUAGAACAGCACAAAUAUAUAAUAUUAUUUUUGAUAGUAAGUUAAACAAGUACCAAUUGUUCAAAAAUUUAGGUUUAUCUUCUUCAAUUUUUUUGAUAUUUUUGAAUAAAAAAAGUACAAUACUGUGAACCUUUGAUUAUAAGUCCUGGGCUUAUAUAAGUUUGCAAGCAUUUUUUGAUGGGCUUAUUAUUUGCUUUGCUCAAUUCAAAAUAUUGUUUUAAUGCAGCAGCCAUGAAUUUAGAAUAUAGUUCCUUACAUGUUAUUUCUCUAUUCAAUCAAUUGGUGCACACAUGCACAGAAAACCAUGUUCUGUUCUUUCAAACUUAAUUUGAUUUUAAUUUAUAACCAAACCAUAUUUCCCUGGAAAAACCCAUAAAAACCAAGGUUUACUACAGUUUUAAGACCAAUCUCAUGAAGGAAAUACAAUAUUUUUUACCAAAUGACACUUUACAGUACCGUAACAUAUAUUCACUGAUAUAACUUAUGAUUUUGUAAAUGUGCCGCCCGUAACAAGAUAAAGGGAUUUAUCUUGUUACAGGCAACAAUUUACAAAAACGAAGACGAGGCUCUUUCGCCAAAACUUUGCACUUUCUGAAAGGGUGUAUUAGGAAUAGGAUGGGGAACUGGAUUUUAGGAUUCCUCUCAAUUGACCAUGCUUAUUGUAGUUUAAUUAAUAAAAUUUUUGGGUCUUAGUCAAGGUUUGGGGAUUUUGGAGACUUGGACUCUUAGCUUUAGAGGUCUUACUUUUCAAAUAAACUGUAAACCUUUUCCCCAGGUUCAAAAUCGUGUCGGGCCCUGCCUUUUUGUGACCUGGGUAGGCAGGAUAAGUUUGUGUCUAUUUUAUGUCAAAUUCUUUACAGGCUAAUUAAAUAAUAAUUUGAAAACACCCUUCUGGAAAGUAUAUCAAUUUGGCUGUAGAACCUUACUUUCAUGUAUGUGGGAUAAGUUAAAGCCUGACGUCUCAAUCAUGAAAAGGACCUCAUUGUACAACCUCACAAAUAUAUAUCCAAAUCACAAUUACUAUCUUCUGUCUGCAUCCUUUUCAAAAAAGUUCAAUGUUCUCAACAUCACAUUUACUAAACAUUUUCUUUACCACUUUGAGAACAUUCACUAAUUUGCGUAAUUUCCUCUCUUGGAAUGUCACUAGUUUCUUUCAAUCUUUGAAUAAUAAUAAUAAUAAUAAUAAUAUAUCCUGUAAAUCUACCAAUAUUUCACUCCAGAAAGGGAAACUCACAAUCCCUAUAAAAUUAUACACAGUUAUUCACACAUUUGUAAUGUUUCUGGGGGUCUUUUGUCCCAUGACAUGCUUUUUUAUUAUGUCACAUAGGGCCCCUGGGGAAAUUUGGAUCAAAUUGCAAAAGGGCUAUGCCAAUCCCUUCACCAUAUAAUCCUACAAAUUCAACAUAAAUUAAUAUAUGGUAUAUACAUUUGUUGCUACCUUUAUCUCCUCUACCUUUGUCUCCUCUACCUUGAAAAAUAAAAAAUUAAGAAAAUUUGCACUAUAUUUCUUUCUUUACACUGUAUUUCAUUUUUUGGCACUGUAUUUCGAAAAAAUUGCACUGCUCUUAGCCAAUCAGAAUUGAGAAAUUUUUCACGUCUCGCAAUUGUAUAUAAUUUUAAUUGCCUAGGCAUGAGAACUUUCCCUUAGUUCGUCUCACCCCCCUCCCCCCCACCCGCCCGUUUUUUAUAUGCGUCUAUAUGAUUGUACCAUCAUUUAGCACCAGGUAACAGGGCAUGAAAAUUUGGGGCUUUUACUCUCCAAUUGUCCAAAUUCAAUAAUUCAAGUCUAAUAAUAUUUUCAUAAUAAAUAUAUGUACGGAAAUAUUUCUUCAUUCCAUAAAUUUAUAUAGCAUAAUUCAUCCAAUAGCUCAUCAUGCUUAAAACAUCUGUUUCCUAUUUCCUACAACUCGGUAGUAGUGAUGUAGCCUCAGAAUUACGUAGGACGUGUAACCAUGUUUUUUGGUAUAGAUAAAUAACGGAUGGAUAUCGUUCUUGUAGAAAUAUCUUCAAGUAGAAGAUGAGCACGAGCAAGACAAACAGGAGAUUUUGAAGAAUUUUGAGGAUGAGAAACAUGAAAAACGAGCACUUGAAAGUAAAAUUAAAAGUCUAAGUGAUCAUG
Paramuricea clavata is the source of this 6305-nucleotide messenger RNA. Lineage: Eukaryota; Metazoa; Cnidaria; Anthozoa; Malacalcyonacea; Plexauridae. The record is from the annotation of a GenBank genome assembly.